GGAGCUGCUGUUCUUCCCCAGAGAUGCUGGAAAGCAUUCCCAGGAGAUGUCUUGGGCUGACAGGAGCUCUCACACUGUGCCCUGGGGAAGAGGAAUGUCUGCCUGGCUCCACAAUUCCCCCUGUGCUCAGCCCUGGUGAGGCCACACCUGGAGUGCUGUGUCCAGUUUUGGGCACCUCAAUUCCAGAGAGAUCUGGAGGUGCUGGAGCGAGGACAGAGGAGGCAACGGAGCUGGGGAAGGGCCUGGAGAAUCCAUCUGAUGAAGAAGGCUUGAAGGAGCUGGGAAUGGUGAUCAGUGACAGAACAAGAGGGAAGGGCUUCAAGCUGCACCAGGGCAGGGUCAGACUGGACAUGAGGAAGGAUUUUUUCCCAGGAAGAGUGGUCAGACCCUGGCACAGGCUGCCCAGGGAGCUGGUGGAGUCACCAUCCCUGGGUGUGUUGGAGGGAGGUUUGGAUGUGGUGCUGGUGGAGCUGGUUUAGAGGAGAAGUUCGUAGAGCAGGGGUGAUACACGGUAACAAAUCGCUGCCUAACUGCGCCCUUGUGGUUUUCCCCUCGAGCCUGGUAAAAAAAAAACAAUCAACAAAACCCAAACACAAACCCCAGCGGGGAAAAAAAAAGUCUGGAGCGGCUUCCUGACGUGACACAAGUGCCACCCAGCGAUGCGGGGCCUCUCCCGGGAGGCAGCGGGCACGGACGCUCCGCUCCCCGCCCGGGCCGCGCAGGCGCCGGCGGCACCUUCCGGGCGGGGGCGGCGGGGGAAGCGGAAGGUCCCGCGGGCGCGGUGCGGGGGCGGCGAUGAAGGUGGCGGUGGCCGGGUGCUGCCAUGGCGCCCUGGACAAGAUGUACGAGACCCUGGAGCUGCUGCAGCGCCGGCACAACGUGCGGCCCGACCUGCUGCUCUGCUGCGGGGACUUCCAGGCCGUACGCAACGAGGCGGACCUGCGCUGCAUGGCCGUGCCCGCCAAGUACCGGCACAUGCAGACCUUCUACCGGUACUACUCGGGCGAGAAGAAGGCCCCGGUCCUCACGGUGUUCAUCGGAGGGAACCACGAGGCGUCCAACCACCUCCAGGAGCUGCCCUACGGCGGGUGGGUGGCCCCCAACAUCUACUACCUCGGCUACGCGGGCGUGGUGCGGUUCCGCGGCGUGAGGAUCGGCGGCAUCUCGGGCAUCUUCAAGUCUCACGACUACCGGAAAGGCCACUUUGAGUGCCCACCAUACAACCAACAAACAAUUAGAAGUGCUUACCACGUGAGGAACAUCGAGGUCUUCAAACUCAAGCAGCUAAAGUGUCCAAUUGAUAUAUUCAUGUCCCAUGACUGGCCAAGGAGCAUCUAUCACUAUGGAAACAAGAAUCAGCUUCUAAAAAUGAAAUCUUUCUUCCGUCAAGAAGUGGAGAGCAACACGCUAGGAAGCCCUGCUGCUUCAGAGCUUCUGCAGCAUCUGAAACCCACCUACUGGUUCUCAGCACAUCUGCAUGUUAAAUUUGCAGCUUUCAUGCAACACCAGACAAACUCCAAAGAGGAGCUACCAAAAGCAACCAAGUUUUUGGCUCUUGAUAAAUGCCUGCCACACAGAGACUUUCUGCAGAUAAUAGAUGUAGAACAUGAUCCUAGUGCAGGUGAUUCCCUGGAGUAUGAUGCUGAGUGGAUUGCAGUCCUCAAGGCCACCAACAGUCUUGUUAAUGUGACUCAGAGCUCCUGGAACAUGCCUGAAAAUAAUGGUCUCCAUGCAAAGUGGGAUUACAGCGUGACAGAAGAAGCCAUCAAAGAGGUGUUAGAAGAGCUGAAUCAUGACCUCAAAAUUCCAUGUAACUUCACAUUGACAGCUGCUUGUUAUGAUCCCAGCAAGCCCCAAAAACAGGUGAAACCAGUUCAUACCAUCAACCCCCAGACCACUGAGUUUUGUGCCCAGUUUGGCCUUACUGACAUCAAUGCCAGGAUCCAGCAAGCUAAAGAAGAGGGCUCAGCACGGGGUGAAUAUGAAGAUGAGGAGGAGGAAGAGGAGAUGGACAGUACUGGGUCAGCAGAGGAGCCCAGUGAAUAUAAUACAGAUAAUUCUGGACUUUCAUCCUUUAAUCCAGAUGAAAUAAUGCUGGAUGAAGAAGGUGGUGAUGAAGACUUGAGUACAUGCUCUGUAGAUCCUUCCCCUGAUCAUCCUCCUGACUUUUCUGCAAGCUUUUCUGACAUCCGGAUCAUGCCGGAUUCCAUGGCAGUGUCAUCUGAUGAUGCUAUGGACUCCACUAAUGAGGAGCUGGAGAAAUCUGGUGCCAGCAAGCAGGGGGAAGAGAAGAGCUUAACUGAGAGACCAUUAAAGCGUGUUGGUGGCAGUGAGAAUGGGAACAGUGGCAUUAAAAAAAUUAAGAGAAGGAAUCAAGCCAUCUAUGCUGCAGAGGAUGAAGAUAAAACAGAAUAAUAUUUCAUGUGAUGUGUCAAUAAGUUCUCUCCACGCCUUUUCAUGGGAAGGUGGUGAGAACUGGGGUGAACUGCUCGUGCUUUUAAUCUUACUUGAUCUUGCUCAUCUUGCUUGAGCUGAAGAGGCCAUAUGAACCUCUCACAGGGAAGAAUAUUUAUCUGGGUUGAACAGCUAAGUCAGAAACAGACUUCUCCAACAAAGUGCUUUGUUAAAGGUUUUAAAGCUCAUGUAUAAUCAGAUGAUUUUGCUUCAGUUCUUGGUUAUUAGUGUUUACUGGGUAACUUCAGCUGUACUGCUCUACAAGGUUUUUUGACAAGAAAAGGACCAUCAAACUGUAACUCGAAGUGAGAGGAUGUCUGACUUACAAGACUGAAUGAUUUGAUUUUAUUGCUUUUGUCUUGUUUUAUACUGAACUUUUAAUACAGAGUAGCAUAUGCAAUAACUCCGUGAACUAAAUUUGAAAGUAGAAUUCCCAUGAUAGCAAAACAGCAAUAGAAGAGUGAAGAUUUUUGUUCCUGGUGAUAUUCAUGCCAUAGAAAAACUUCAUGGUCGGAAACAAUUGUGUUUUGUCCAGCAUUGGCUUUUAAUUACAAUUUUGAUAGGGGACCAAGUCUCUUAAUUUGAAGCAUGACAGUUUUGUGGGAACCAUGGAAGAGUGCAUCUUUGUUCUUAAAAACCUCACUCAUGUGCUGUUUGUGACAACUUGAGAACAAUGACAGAAAAUGCAAGCAGUCUGGCUGAACAGCUUCCUAAAUGUGGACAUCAUCGCUGUCUCAAUUCUUACUCAUUAAGCCUGUGUUGUAUUUUUCAUACAAGGUGGUUGAUGUUUCUCAGUUGCCUGCGACAGUAAUGGCUGCCAUUAUCAUUAGCCUAAGUUUUCUCCUGCCACUUCUUUCCUGUAGUAUGUAACUUGUCCAAUUCCUAAAACUGGAUUUUGAAUCUUCAGAGUACCUUCAGCUGAGGGAGAGUAGGAGCUGCCAGAAUAUAGAUCCUCUUGGAAGAUUUAUCUUUACUGUUGUAGUUUGCCCUGAAUUCUUAGCAAACAAAUGGCACUCCUUUGGCCUAAGAGGCUGUGAGGAUAACAAAAGUUAUGGAAUUGUUGAACAGGAGAGUGUUUCAAGAACAGAUGUCAUAGGACAUAAGUCUUGCAGUCAAGUUCUGCUGGAAUUCUGUGCUGAGCUUUUGGGAGUCCAGACAGAGCAGGACUCCCUCGUGACUGUGCUGCCCUUGAGAGCAGAGGUAAACCCUGGGUGCUUUUACUCCUCUAAGGCACAGGCACUGUGGAGAAGGAAGCAUCCUGACAGGAACAGGGAACUGGGCAGGGAAUCAUGAGUGAAACGGAUUGGUGAGAGUUUUGUAGCAGGGAAACAACUGACAAGACUGGUGUCUUUAAAAUGACUUCCACAUUCUGGGAUUCAUCUUGGUUCCUCUCCUGGCAGUAGCUCACUAUGAAAGCUAAACACAGAUUAAGUAUUCAAGGGCUAGAAAAUGGCAAAAUGAAUGCUCUCAUAGUUCUGAUGAACAGCUUUCAUACUGGUAGGUUGAUACCAUUCACAUUUCCCCCCCCCCCAGAGGAUGCUGUGUUGUUUACUAAAUGAUUAGUGGGGCACUUAAUACUGCUCCUGUGUCCCUCUGUACCUGCUGGUGUGUCCAAACACCCACCAAAGAUAGCUGUGGUCAUAUGUGAUGAAAAGUGGAAGCAUUUGGUGUAACCCUCAGGUUAUCUGAAGUACCUGUGAACUACCAGCUAGAUUGCUGAAGACAGUUGAGUAUCUUUUAAGGGUCCUGGGUCUGCCAUGCUGAAAUCCUAAGCAUGCCUGAUGAAGUCUGAAGACUAUCAUGGAAAUAAAGUAUUUUAAGUUUAAGUUGUGUUAUGAACUUGAAAACUCUCCUAAGAAAUCUGAGCAUGGUCUUCAGCUGCCAGAUUAUCUGUGAACUGGAGUGGAAGAUGUAGGUUACAGAAUUUUUAGUCUUAAUUUUGUAUGUUUUUAAAGCAAACUGUUCUGUUGUGUGUUGUCCCAUGUCUCCCCCUUUCUGGCAAAUGUGGUUUGGCUUUUUAGAAAGCAGGAUACUUUGACAAGACAGAACACUGAUUUCUGAAUCUUUAAAAUUUUAUUUUUUUUUAAUAUAAACUACUUCAGCAUUAUUGAGCAGAGUGCAGCUGGUAAACAUAGUUAACAUAAAAUCUUUCAGAGUACAGA
This is a messenger RNA of Apus apus (common swift), 4616 nucleotides long. It is a transcript of the gene DBR1, whose product is annotated as debranching RNA lariats 1. The transcript has 10 exons. Gene Ontology annotation, cellular component: nucleus. Gene Ontology annotation, molecular function: RNA lariat debranching enzyme activity. Gene Ontology annotation, biological process: mRNA splicing, via spliceosome. NCBI's taxonomy places the organism in Eukaryota, Metazoa, Chordata, Aves, Apodiformes, Apodidae. The record is from RefSeq and is a predicted model, not a curated record. Bases 796 to 2415 code for a protein of 539 amino acids.